CUCACUGCUACCAUGAAGAUCACGCUCCUCACGACGGGCCUUGCGCUUGCGGCUGCCUCGCCGCUCAACCACUUUCGCCACAUCGAGUCGGACCAAGUCGACGCGUGGGGCCAAUGCGGCGGCAAGAACUACCAAGGCGACAAGGCGUGCACGAGCGGCUUUUACUGCAAGCUCAUCAACGAGUGGUUCUCGCAGUGCCAGCCCGGCGGUGACAACGAGGUCGGCGUUUGGGGCCAAUGUGGCGGGAAGAACUACACCGGCUCGACCAAGUGCACAGCCGGCAACACGUGCAAGGCCUGGGACGAGUGGAACUCGCAGUGCAUCCCGAGCAACGACUCGCCGUCGACGCUGCCGUCGAGCUACGUGGCGUCCGACGGCGUCUGCUUCGACAAGUGCCAAGGCGACACGGACGCGUGCGUCGCCGAAGCCGUGGCCCGCGGCCGGUGGUAUGCCGUCUGGAAGGAGAAGACGGCCGAGUGCCUCGUGCUCUCGACCGUCUACACGUACAAGAUGGACCCCGAGUGCAAGAGCGCGGCCAAGUUUGACAACACCAAGUACACGUGCGCCGGCAACGCCAACUACUACGGCUUCGACAUUGGCAACACGCAGACGCGCUUCACCCGGUGCCUCGACCGAUGCCAGUACUACACGUCGGGCGGCAAGAACUGCAACGCCGUCACGUUUGUGCAGAUGCCGGGCAACCCGAACUUUGGCACGUGCUUCUUCAAGAGCGUCCCCGCCAACGCCACGACCGUGCACGACGACAUGGGCGCCACGGCCUGCAAGUUUAUCCAGUAGCACCCAUGUCUUGAGAGAUCGUUUCCGACUUGCAGACACUAGUACUAUGUUCGAACGUCCUCCUUAAGUUUUUGUGUUCCAUCGAUCUUGGUCGUUUGGCUCACAGCCACU
Messenger RNA from Saprolegnia parasitica CBS 223.65, 909 nucleotides. RefSeq lists its product as hypothetical. Gene Ontology annotation, cellular component: extracellular region. NCBI's taxonomy places the organism in Eukaryota, Oomycota, Saprolegniomycetes, Saprolegniales, Saprolegniaceae. The transcript is spliced from 2 exons. The record is from RefSeq and is a predicted model, not a curated record. Bases 13 to 798 code for a protein of 261 amino acids. Gene Ontology annotation, biological process: carbohydrate metabolic process. Gene Ontology annotation, molecular function: cellulose binding.